This is a messenger RNA of Helianthus annuus (common sunflower), 3957 nucleotides long. RefSeq names its product putative pentatricopeptide repeat-containing protein At5g59900. Gene Ontology annotation, molecular function: protein binding. NCBI's taxonomy places the organism in Eukaryota, Viridiplantae, Streptophyta, Magnoliopsida, Asterales, Asteraceae. The record is from RefSeq and is a predicted model, not a curated record. The coding region runs from base 61 to 3822 and encodes 1253 amino acids. The transcript has 2 exons.
AUCAAAUCAGUGUUUGGUUGAAGCAUCAGUUCACGUCUCUCUGUAACGGAAUCAUCGACGAUGAUCACUCCAUUGAAUUCACGUCUCCAUUGUUUCAUCAAGCUCACAGGUAAUUUCAUCACCACCUCCUUCCUUCCUCCUUCAUCUUCCCGAUUAGGUUUACAAUUCACUCCUCACUCCACUUCUUUAGCUUCUCUUCUUUACUCCAAUUCCUUUUCAGAUAAUGGGGAUCCUCCUCUGUCUAGGUAUCAAAAACUUACCAACUUGGAUCAUGCCUUUAACCUGUUCGAUGAAAUGAUCCAGAGAAAACCCCUCCCAUCUGUUGUUAAGUUUACUCAGCUGUUAAACUCUGUUGCCAAAAUGAAACAUUUUUCUUCUUCUCUCCACCUUUUUAAACAAAUGUGUGCCGUUGGAGUGCCUGUUGAUGCCUACUCUAUGAGUAUUGCCAUCAAGUGUUGUUGUCAGAUGUCUCGCACCAACGACGGCUUUGCACUCCUGGCCUGUUGCUUCAGGCGAGCUGUUGUCCCAAAUGUCUUCGUAUUUAGUACACUCUUAGAUGGACUCAUUCGUGAAGAUAGGAUUAUUGAGGCUGAGAGGCUCUUCAAGAAGCUCAUCAAACAGAAACUGUGUGAACCCGAUGUAGUUAUGUAUAACACGAUGAUUAAAGGGCUUUGCAAGUUUGGAAACAAUGAUAUUGCCAUUGGUUUGCUUAGGCUCAUGGAUGAAAGAGGCUGUAACCCUAAUGUUGUUGCAUAUAAUACCAUCAUUGAUAGUCUCUGCAAGGACAAACUGAUAGAUGAUGCUUUCAAGCUUUUCAAAGAAAUGGUAUUUGCCAAAGGCAUUCAACCAGAUGUCAUCACAUACACCUCUCUCAUUCAUGGCCUUUGUAACUUAUGUCAUUGGGACAAGGUCUCUAAGCUGCUAAAAGAAAUGGAGGAGGAUCUAAGGAUCUCUCCUGAUGUUAAAACCUUUAGCAUAUUAGCUGAUGCAUUAUGCAAGGAAGGUAGGGUGGAUGAAGCGGAGGCUGUUAUAGACAUCAUGGUUGAGAGAGGUGAGGUUCCUGACAUAGUGACAUACAGUUCACUUAUAGACGGUUACUGUCUACGAGGUGAAAUGACCAAAGCAAAGUCGAGUUUUGAUUCACUUACUUCGAAAGGUCUCAUUCCUAAUGUUGUUACUUAUAGCAGUUUAUUGAACGGGUAUUGCAAGAGUUUGAAAAUAGAAGAGGCCAUGCAUUUGUUUCAUGAGAUAACAAGAAAAGGUUUGAAACCUGAUAUAGUCAGUUACAGCACCAUGUUACAGGGAUUGUUUAGGGUCGGACGUUGUGGAGAUGCACGAAAGCUCUUUGAUGAGAUGCGAGCAGCAGGCCAGAUCCCAAAUGAAUACACAUAUAGAAUAAUAUUAGAUGGCCUUUGCAACAACCAUCAAGUUGAAGAGGCGUUCUCUUUGUUUCAUAUGGUGGGUGAUAGCAAGCUAAAUUCUCAUAUUGUGGUGUACAAUAUUCUUAUUGAAGGUGCAAGCAAAUGUGGGAAGCUUGAUAUAGCAAAGGCUCUUUUCCAUGACAUAACUUUAAAAGGUUUGCAACCUAAUGUGCGAACAUUUAACAUAAUGAUUAGUGGCCUCUGUAGAGAAGGUCAGCUAAAGGAAGCAAAGGGCAUGUUUCUUAAAAUGGAUGAGAGUGGCUUUCCACCAGAUAAUGUUACUUACCGUGUUCUUCUCCAAGGAUAUCUGAAGAACCAGAAUUACGAUGAUGUAGAGAUGCUUUUACAUGAAAUGGAUGGAAGAGGUUACUCAAUUGAUGCUUCAACUUUAUCGUUGUUAAUACAUCAAAUGGCAGCUGGUUCACUAGACAAAAGCAUGGUUCAGUUGAUAGGUAGGCUUGUGCCAAAAGAAUUGAUGGACACUCCUGUCACAGGAGAAAAUAAUACCGAUCAAUUUCCUUCUCCGUUGGAGGUUGCUGCGACAAUGAUGAUGAUUCGCACCAAUUCUCAUCUUCAUCACGCUUUCUUCAAACUCACAGGUAUUCUCAUCACCAAUUCUUUAACAACAACCCCUCUUUCGUCUUCCAGAUUAGGUUUAGAAUCCACUCUUUUAGCUUCUCUUCUUCACUCCACUUCCUUUUCAAAUAAUGGGGAUCGUCGACUGUUAUCUAGGUAUCAAAAAGUUACCAAAUUGGAUGAUGCCUUUAACCUGUUCGAUGAAAUGAUCCAGAGAAAACCCCUCCCAUCUGCUGUGAAGUUUACUCAGUUGUUAAAUGCUGUUGCCAAAAUGAAACAUUUUUCUUGCUCUCUUGACCUUUUCAAACAAAUGUGUGCCAUUGGAGUUCCUGUUGACAAAUACUCUAUGAGUAUUGCCAUCAAGUGUUGUUGUCACUUGUAUCGCACAAAUGACGGUUUUGCACUCUUAGCUUCUUGCUUCAGACGAGCUGUUGUACCAAACGUGUUUGUAUUUAAUACACUCUUGGAUGGACUCAUCCUAGAAGACAGGAUUGUUGAUGCCGAGAGAUUGUUUAAGAAACUCAUUAAGCACAAACUCUGUGAACCCGAUGUAGUUACGUAUAACACGGUGAUUAAAGGGCUUUGCAAGUUUGGAAACAAUGAUAUUGCCAUUGGUUUGCUUAGGCUCAUGGAUGAAAGAGGCUGUAAGCCUAAUGUUGUUGCAUAUAAUACCAUCAUUGAUAGUCUUUGCAAGGACAAAAUGAUAGAGGAUGCUUUCAAGCUUUUCGAUGAAAUGGUAUUUGCCAAAGGCAUUCAACCAGAUGUCAUCACAUACACCUCUCUGAUUUAUGGCCUUUGUAACUUAUGUCGUUGGGACGAGGUCUCUAAGCUGCUAAAAGAAAUGGAGGAGGAUGUAAGGAUCUCUCCUAAUAUUCAAACCUUUAGCAUAUUAGUUGAUGCAUUUUGCAAGGAAGGUAAGGUGCAUGAAGCGGAGGCUGUUAUAGACAUCAUGGUUGAGAGAGGUGUGGUUCCUAACAUCGUGACAUACAAUUCACUUAUAGAUGGUUACUGUCUACGAGGUGAAAUGACCAAAGCAAAGUCGAUUUUUGAUUCACUUACUUCUAAAGGUCUCGUUCCUAAUGUUGUUACUUAUAACAGUUUAGUGAAUGGGUAUUGCAAGAGUUUGAAAAUAGAAGAGGCCAUGCAUAUGUUUCAUGAAAUAACAAUAAAAGGUUUGAAACCCAAUAUCGUGACUUACAGCACCAUGUUACAGGGGUUGUUUAGGGUCGGACGUUGUGGAGAUGCACGAAAGCUCUUUGAUGAGAUGCGAGCAGCAGGCCAGAUUCCAGAUGAAUACACAUAUGGAGUAAUUUUAAAUGGCCUUUGCAACAACCAUCAAGUUGAAGUGGCGCUCUCUUUGUUUCAUAUGGUGGGUGAUAGCAAGCUAAAUUCUCAUAUCGUGGUAUACAAUAUUCUUAUUGAAGGUGCAAGCAAAUGUGGGGAGCUUGAUACUGCGAAGACUCUUUUCCAUGACAUAACUUUAAAAGGUUUGCAGCCUAACGUGCGAACAUUUAACAUAAUGAUUAGUGGCCUCUGUAGAGAAGGUCAGCUAAAGGAAGCAAAGCUCUUGUUUCAUAAAAUGGAUGAGAGUGGCUGCCCACCAGAUAGUGUUACCUACAAUGUUCUUCUCCAAGGAUAUCUGAAGAACCAGAAUUACGAUGAUGUAGAGAUGCUUUUACAUGAAAUGGAUGGAAGAGGUUACUCAAUUGAUGCUUCAACUUUAUCGUUGUUAAUACAUCAAAUUGCAGCUGGUUCACUAGACAAAAGCAUGGUUCAGUUGAUAGGUAGGCUUGUGCCAAAAGAAUUGAUGGACACUCCUGCCUAGAUGACACAGUCUGGGAAAAACUAAAAUAGCGAUUUGGCAAUUUGUAUUUUAUGAGUUCAAAACCUUUACAUGUUCGUUUCAUGAUGCUUUACUAAUUUCAUGGAGACUAGGUGUUACAUGUUUUUUGUUUAUUUU